Messenger RNA from Paramecium sonneborni, 1501 nucleotides. NCBI's taxonomy places the organism in Eukaryota, Ciliophora, Oligohymenophorea, Peniculida, Parameciidae. The record is from the annotation of a GenBank genome assembly.
AUGUUUGAAUGGAUGCCUAUUUUAAAAGGAAAGUAUUUUACAGCUGAAUAAUAUUUACAAUUAAUCGUUUUAACAAACUUAUUCAUAUUUGGAUUGAUUUUUUAUAAAUAGAAGUUCAAGAACCUAGUAUCCAUUACUAUUAAUUUAGCUAUAUUAUCAUUCUCUUGGUUUGGAGAUUUAAAAUAUCUAACAUUAAUUAUACUUUUGAUUCACAAUAGAAAGUCAAUCAAGAAAAUAAUUAUCGUUGUUAUUAUUUACUUACUUACAUAUGAUGUUUGUUUUGCUAUGCACAAUAUUAAUUAAGGCUUUAUUUUUAGCAUAGAUGAUGCUGCAUUUAGUACUUCAUUCUCUAGAUUGUUUUAAAAUACUAAUAAAUUUCAUUCAUAUAUAACUUUGACAUAAUAUAAUGAUUCAAUAAUAUUUAACUUCUAAAUUUAAGAAUAAUCAAAUUAUGAAGUAUAUUGUAAUUCUGUUAAAUAACAAACUACAAACCAUCAACUAUAUGAUAGAUAUAUUUAUCACAGCAUUAUAUAAAUAUAAUAAAACUCCAAUUAAAUAUAGAUAUAUGAUAAGACUGUAUUAAUUGCUGAGUAUUAUUACUUUGAUUUUAAUAAUACUAAUAUUGUUAUAAUAGAUGGAGGUGAUUCAGGUUAUACUAAGACUUCAAUUAAAAUUUGGAAAAUGAUUUAAUCUUAACCUUAAAUUGAUGUUAUCAAUAUUGGAGGAGAUGUUGCAUAUGAUAAUGGAUUUAUUACAUGCACAACAUGUUGGGAUAAAUUCUUUGAAUUGUAUGAGAAUAUAUGUAUAUCCAAAGGCAAAUUGAUACCUUUAAUACUGUCAAUAGGAAAUCAUGAUGUUGGUAGAGUUACCAAUCCUCAACUAUUAUAUGAUGAUUAAUUCAAUUAAAAAGUACCAUACAUUAUUCAAAUGUUUCCUUAAUAAUUAAUCAAUAACCAAAUCCCUUAGAUUUAGAAGAGAACUUCGUAUUUUAUUCAUAGAAUUGGGCCAAUUAAUUUUAUAACAAUUGAUAGUGGUUAUAUGACUAAGUAAGUUCUUUUUUAAAUCUAGAGCUGAAGAUUAAAAAUAAUUUUUAGAAAGGUCUAUUGACAUAAAUAAAAUUAAUUUAGUUAGUUAUCAUGUACCAGUUAUUCCUUUGUUAAUUGAAGACGAAAACUUUUUAAUGAAUCUAGGUGAAUAGUUAAAUAAGGUUGAUUUAGUUUUUGAACACCACAAACAUAACUUUAAAAGAACUAAACAAAUAUAAGUAAUUAAAUCUGAUGGCAGAUUAAAAGUAUAUCCUGGGAAUACAUACUAUGUUGGAAAUGGAGCUAUGGGUGUAUAAUCUGCACAUUAGGUAGAUCAUUAAAUAAUUGAAAAAUCUAAUAGACAAGCUCAUUUUUGGGUUUAUAACUAUGAAAAUGGAAAGUAAUUUGUUUAUGCGAUAAAUAAAGAAGGAGAUAAAAUAGAUUAUUUUUAAAUACAUAAAUCUCAAAGAAUAUGA